ACAUACAAUUUAUGGACAAGAUGGCGUCCAAUGUCAAGCGUCUGCUGUGUCAAGUUUACAAUAAAGCAGGUUCAUUGAUAUUGCCUGGAAGACAGUACAGUUCAGAUGGACGGAGGUUGGUGACAUUGAUUCCAGGAGAUGGGAUUGGGCCUGAGAUCUCGGCUGCAGUUCAGAAAAUCUUUGCAGCUUCAGGGGCACCCAUUGACUGGGAAGAAGUAGAUGUUACUCCAGUGAAAGGGGCAGAUGGAAAUUUUCACCUACCAAAGAAGGUUUUUGAUUCAAUGGCAGUCACAAAAGUGGGACUUAAAGGACCCCUGGCAACACCCGUGGGCAAAGGUCAUCGUUCUUUGAAUCUUGCCUUGAGAAAAGCAUUCAACCUGUAUGCCAAUGUUCGACCAUGCAGAUCAAUUGAAGGAUUUAAAACACCUUAUGAAGAUGUAGAUCUGGUUACAAUUAGAGAGAAUACUGAAGGAGAAUACAGUGGCAUUGAACACACUAUUGUUGAUGGUGUAGUACAAAGUAUUAAGCUGAUCACUGAGCAAGCCUCCAUGAGGGUGGCAGAGUAUGCAUUCAAGUAUGCCCGAGAUAACAACAGAUCCACAGUCACUGCUGUACACAAGGCCAACAUCAUGCGAAUGUCAGAUGGUCUUUUCCUGAAAUGCUGUCGGCAUGUGGCAGAGAAUAAUAAGGACAUAAAGUUUCGUGAGAUGUACCUAGACACAGUGUGUCUCAAUAUGGUACAAGAUCCUACACAGUUUGAUGUGCUAGUGAUGCCAAACUUGUAUGGAGAUAUUUUAAGUGAUCUGUGUGCGGGUUUAAUAGGAGGCCUUGGUGUCACUCCGAGCGGAAAUAUUGGGGAAACUGGUGCCAUCUUUGAAUCUGUACAUGGAACAGCCCCAGACAUCGCAGGCAAGGACCUCGCCAACCCUACGGCCCUGCUGCUGAGUGCUGUGAUGAUGCUGCGCUACAUGGAGAUGGGCACCUACGCCAGCAGGAUUGAAACCGCUGCAUUGUCAGUUAUCAGAGAUGGGAAGACCCUGACUGGUGAUCUGGGAGGGAAAUCCAAAUGCUCGCAAUUCACUGAGGAAAUUUGUCGGCGACUCAAAGAAUCAGAAUAAGCGUGCAUUUAAUUAAACUUAGUAUGCUUUUAACCCUAUUGUUAUGUUAAAGGUUCACCGAUUUAUCCAGUUUGGCAUUAAGUAUUUAGAAGCAAUGAAUUUUGUAUGUGUUUUAGCAGUAAUUAGUAAUGUUUCAUACAUGUUUGAAACAUACAUGUAGUAUAUAUUUGAAACAUUGUAUUAGUGUUUAGAACAGAAUCUCAUGCAAAAGUCAAGAAAUUUAUGUUGAACGCUUUUACAUUAAAAAUAUGGUAAACACAAUUAGGAUGAAAUAUUUUAAUCCAGAGAGACAACUUGUAGAAUCCAUCUUUAAUAUUUAAGCUCUUAAGUUUAAGUUUUGCUUUUUAAUCACAACUUGUAUGCUCUUUAAUAUAACAGUUCUAAUUAUUAAUUGUUGACUGCAAUAUUUUGUGUUCAAAAUUUAGUGAAGAUAUUGUUGUUGAUGUUGUUUCCGAAUACUUAUAAAUUUCCCCUUACAA
Molecule: messenger RNA, 1597 nt
Organism: Dreissena polymorpha
Lineage: Eukaryota; Metazoa; Mollusca; Bivalvia; Myida; Dreissenidae
Product: isocitrate dehydrogenase [NAD] subunit alpha, mitochondrial-like
Exons: 11
Coding region: 12-1118 (368 amino acids)
Biological process (GO): tricarboxylic acid cycle; isocitrate metabolic process
Cellular component (GO): mitochondrion
Molecular function (GO): NAD binding; isocitrate dehydrogenase (NAD+) activity; magnesium ion binding
Source: RefSeq, a predicted model, not a curated record